CUUCCGGUACAUAGGGAUUUACGUAGAAGGGCAGCCUUGUUUUGCGACAUCCGCAAAUUGAGAGGGAACAUGGGGGAUAAUCUUGGCCCCGACGUGUCUUUACAGGAUACCAAGGCCGCUUACAUUUUGAGCAAUGUGGCGGAGGUCGUCGAGCGAGUUCUUACCUUCGUACCGACCAAAUCUCUUCUCCAAAUUGCCAGUGUGUGCAGGCUGUGGAGCAACUGUGCCCGCAGGGUGCUCAGGACUCAGCAGCAGUUGGCCUGGGUGUCAGCCUGUGGACCCUCCGAUAGGCACGGACAUGUUCUCUGCAAGGUCCUGGCCGAGGAAGUGGAGAAAGUAUUUCUCCUGCCCAAAACAGUUAUUGCAAUGGUGGAUUGUGAGGCCCGCAAUGAAGACGUGCACUGCUACAGACGGAAUCGAGCAAAAAGGAGCCGUCACAGUCAAGACACAGUUGAGGACCUGUUCCCUCGAAAUUGUGACGUCAUGGGCAUUGCUGCACCUGGCAUCGUCUUGACUCCCACUGGCUCGAGCUGCAGGCCUCCAGAAGAGCAUCAAGAGGGGGAGGCCGGCUUUGCCCUAAUGUUCCCCAGCAUGGAGGGUGUCGACAUCAAACCUUUUCACUUCUGUUUGAAUACCUUCCUCCCAACUGAUCUGAAAGAAGCAGGACUUGUAGACAACCCAGAGCUACGAGUGGUGCUUAUCUUUUUCUAUGAGACGUAUCGAUCCAGAGGGGUGCAAUUCCUUAACCAAAUACUGGUGCCUCUGGCCAAGAGCACAGCUCUGAUCACGGGAGGACUGGUAGAAAAAGUCUUUGUUCCCACCAGAUACUGCUGCAGCAAGGGAGGGUGCGGCGUGAUGGGCCUUACUUUGAGCGGCCCCAAAGUGCAGGCAGCGUCUGUGCUCCUGGACCAGGACGUGGUCAGCCCCAAGACGGCCGAAGCUACAAUCCGCAGGCUAAAGGCCGCUAAGAUUCCGGAGAAGAAUACACUGGGGUUCAUGUUCGCCUGCGUGGGCAGAGGCCAGAAUUACUACAACCAGAGCAAUGUGGAGGCCGACGCCUUCCGAAAAGUGUUCCCCGACGUGCCGCUCUUCGGCCUGUUCGGCAACGGAGAAAUCGGCUGCGACCGCAUUGUUAAAAACGACUACAAGCUGUUUGAAACUGACUCAAACUCUCUGCAACACGAGUACACCACAGUCAUGACGCUGGUCCAUCUGGGUUGAAGCUGAAAACAUUCAACAUUAUUCCUUUGCUUCAUCAGAGGGUCGCGGGGGGCUGCAGUGUAUCCCAGCUGCAGUUGGGCGGAAGGUGGGGUACACAUUUCUAAUUGAAAUGCAUUUAUUGCGGACAUGUCCGGAACCGAUUACAGCAAGAAAUGAUGGAUCACUGUACACGUUUGAUAGUUUUGUUUAAGACUGAAGGUUUAUUGAGAAAUUUGAGCAAAAAAAGUAAAAAAAUAUAACAUGUUUUUGAUGGCUUUUAUGCCCUGUUUGGCUUUAAAGAUAAAUCAAAUCAAAUGGCCCUCUCGGUAUGUUGUUAAAUUCAAAUUAAUGAAAAAUAUUGGCACUACACUAAAAUUAUUUGUCAACUGUUUAUUUGAGCAUAUUUUGAUCCAUACUGGAUUGGUUUUAGUGUCUUCCAUGUGCAACGUGGGCCUCCCACAUCCUUAAAUUUUUCACACCUCGCCUAAACUUUCUUCCUAAUGUACUGAUGUGACCUGCCUUCUUCAAUGUUGUUACAAUACGCUGCGGGCUUAAAAAAAAAAAAGUCUGCUGCAAAUGUCCCCUGUGCCGCACUUUUGACACCAUUGCAACAGAGUGUGCGGGUGUACCUAAUGUUGUGUCCUUUUUAGACUUUGUGUAAUUAUUUUUGGUCUGGAUGCACUUUUCUGCAGGAUAUGCCAAAUCUGUUUCAAAAUUGUCCCUAAAAU
This is a messenger RNA of Entelurus aequoreus (snake pipefish), 1928 nucleotides long. RefSeq names its product F-box protein 22 (gene fbxo22). The coding region runs from base 70 to 1221 and encodes 383 amino acids. The transcript has 8 exons. Lineage: Eukaryota; Metazoa; Chordata; Actinopteri; Syngnathiformes; Syngnathidae. Gene Ontology annotation, molecular function: protein binding. The record is from RefSeq and is a predicted model, not a curated record. Gene Ontology annotation, biological process: regulation of skeletal muscle fiber development; positive regulation of proteasomal ubiquitin-dependent protein catabolic process; protein polyubiquitination.